Messenger RNA from Mauremys mutica (yellowpond turtle), 1107 nucleotides. RefSeq names its product class I histocompatibility antigen, F10 alpha chain-like. The transcript is spliced from 6 exons. Gene Ontology annotation, cellular component: external side of plasma membrane. The record is from RefSeq and is a predicted model, not a curated record. Lineage: Eukaryota; Metazoa; Chordata; Testudines; Geoemydidae. Gene Ontology annotation, biological process: immune response. Bases 1 to 1107 code for a protein of 368 amino acids.
AUGGCCCACAACCGCAGCACAGGAGCCAUAGCCCUGGGUGUCGCCCUGGGGCUGUGCUGGGGGGUGCUGGGGGCAGCAGCAGCAGAUGGGCACCACAGCCUGGCCGUGCUAGUCACAGCCGUCAUCAACGAAGACGGGACCCAUCACUUCACCAUGGUCACCCGGCUGGAUGACAUUCAGAUCCUGUACUACAGCAGUGACACGCGAGAGGUCAGAGCCACCCAGCCGUGGGCAGAACAGGCCGUGGGCGCUGAGUAUCUCCAGGAAAAGACCCAGGAGUUUUGGGUGCAUGAGGAGGACUCUGAAGUCAUUACCAGGAGGUGGAUGCAGCUGCACAACCAGACGGGCGGGGUUCACACUGAGCAGGUUCACGUGGGCUGUGCGCUGAGCGGCCAGACCCCCGUGGACCCUAGGUUCCAGUACGCCUACGACGGGGGGGACUUCAUGAGAUUUGAUGCCCAGACGGGGACGUGGGUCGCGGCCGUGCAGCCGGCUGUCCCCGUGAAGCAGCGCUGGGAGACGUUGGCCAAGACCUGGACUCGGUAUGUCCAGUGGCUCUUGCAGUCCGAGUGCCUGGAGACCCUGCGGCGCCUGGUGCAGCAGGGGAGGGCGGUGCUGGAGCGGCAGGUGCCUCCCGAGGUCUCGGUUUCCUGCAGAGACACCCCCGACAGCUCCAUCAUCCUCUCCUGCCGCGCCAGGGGCUUUUACCCACGUCCCAUCCACGUCUCCUGGGUGCGGGACGGAGAAGACAUCCUGGCGGAGAUGGACUCCAGCGGGAUCCUACCCAAUGCUGACGGCACCUACUACACGCAGUCGUCCCUGGAGAUCUCCCCGCAGCAGGACGGGCACCGCUACGCCUGCCGGGUGGAGCACAGCAGCCUGGGGGAGCCCACGCUCGUCUGGGCCCCUGGGAAGAAGGGCCCCCUGCCCCCCGGGGUCCUGGCCGCCAUCGUCCUGGCCGUGCUGGUUCUGGCUGGAGCCGUAGGGGCCGGCGUCGUCCUGUGGAGGAGAAAAUCAGCAGGUGAGAGACGGUCCCCGCGGAGCCGGGAUGUGGGGAGCUCUGGGGCGUGGGGCAGCCCAGCCAGCCCACGGGGGAAUGGCUCCUAG